GUUCUUUGGGACUGGAUACAGUCCCACAAAGCAGACUGACUCGGUAAAGGACCCACUGAGGAAAGAAAACACAGGUCGCCGGGAGGCACUUGGGCUCCCUAGACUCUCGUAAGCCUCCAGGAAACCGGAAGGCAGUAAUUCGAGGAGAUGGUGACCUCAACUCCGCCCCACUGAGUGUCAGACCGACCCGAGCGGUUCAGGAAUUCAGGAAACUGUAAAUCAACCACAGCAGCCUCAACAACCGCCUCCCUCAACAUCAACAACCUUCGCAAUAAAACGUGCGAAGACGCUUUCCCUUCUGCAGCCCCGAAGCGCGGAGGAGGCAGGAGCUGCGGGGAGCUCGCUGCUUCCCGUCGCAGGCUUAGCGUCUAGCAUCUCGGGGAGUCGGCGGAGCCACACGUUCUCUCCGGGGAGGGCACGAGGCCAAGAACACUCUGUUCUUCUCACUGCCGAGCCAGAAAAGAUAGAAGCGAGCCGAGGCCGAGGCGACAAGGCUGACAGAGGCCGGGCACGACUUCUCGGGCUCGAACGCAAUGGUCCCAGCCAUAAAUGUCUCGCGCGAGGUGGGGCAGCUGCUGUUCCAGCCCUAUGAUUUCGAGACGACCCGGGACUUGAGGCCUUUUUUGGAGGAGUACUGGGCAACUGCGUUCCCUAUUGCUCUGGUCUACCUGCUGCUCAUACUUGUGGGGCAGAACUACAUGAAGGCAAAGAAGGGCUUUGACCUGCAGUGGCCCCUAGUCCUCUGGUCCUUUUGCCUUGCACUCUUCAGUAUCCUGGGGACAGUGAGAACAUGGGGCUAUAUGGGGACCCUGAUACUUCGCAGGGGCCUGAAGCACACUGUUUGCUUCAAUGAGUACGUCGAUGACACCAUAAUCAAAUUCUGGUCCUGCCUCUUUCUUCUCAGCAAGGUCAUUGAACUCGGAGAUACAGCCUUCAUCAUCUUGCGAAAGCGGCCACUCAUCUUUAUGCACUGGUACCAUCACAGCACGGUGCUGGUAUUCACAAGCUUUGGGUACAAGAACAAAGUGCCUUCAGGCGGGUGGUUCAUGACCAUGAACUUCGGCGUGCAUGCCAUCAUGUACACCUACUACACCCUGAAGGCCGCCAGAGUGAAGCACCCCAGGCUGCUGCCCAUGAUUAUCACCAGCCUGCAAAUCCUGCAGAUGGUCAUGGGGACCACUGUGGGCAUCCUCACUUACAUCUGGAAGCAGGAACAAGGGUGCCACACCACAAUGGAACACUUCUUCUGGUCCUUUGUCUUGUAUUCGACCUAUUUCAUCCUCUUUGCCCAUUUCUUCUGCAAAACCUACAUCAAGCCCCAGGUCAAAACCAAGCCCAAGAGCCAGUGAAGGUUUGGAGAGAAAGAUGGUAUCACAGGCUCUCUCUCUUCCCUCAGACUCUAGGGGGCUGGACUUGCAUUUGGAGAAUGACUAGGGUGCCUUCCCUGCAUGGCUUUCCGGUGCUUCAUGUGCCCCACAAAGGCAGAAGUUAUGCAGUGAAGAAUCACCCUAGGAUGGGGGGGUUAGUAUUUCUGUCUUUAAUGUGAAACCAAGCAAACAGGCCCUGGAAAUGGUGUGGGGCUGAGGAGGGUUACAAGAGCUGAUUUAUUUAUACUUCUAUCCAGAAUUGUUUCUUCUUGCUCUUUUUUUUUUUUUUUCAAUUAAUGACAUUGUGUUUUUUUUUUUUUUUUUUUUUUUUUUUGUCUUUUUCCUUUUUAUCGGUACCAGGGAUCGAACUCACGACUGCCUGCUUACAAGGCAGGCGCUUAUGCCACUGAGCUAAAUCCCCAGCCCCUAAUGACAUUGAACUAGGUGUAGUGGCACAGGCCUGUAAUUCCAACACUCAAGAAGCUGAGGCCGGCCUGGGCUGCAUAGUGAGUUCAAGGCCAGCCUGAAUUAACUGGCGAAACCCCUGUCUCAAACAGAACAAAACAAAAAUUAAUGAUGUUGACAGAUGUGCAGGGACUUAGGGAUCUGGGGUAAGAAAAGGGGUUCUGGGGCAGUUGGCUGGUGGGUGGCCAGCCGGGGGAAGCCUGAGGCUGUGUGGAAGGAUGGGAAGCACUCACACAGAGACAAUAAGAAUCCUAGGCCUGGUAGGCACUUAAUAAAUGUCUGUUACAGACCAGAA
Messenger RNA from Cavia porcellus (domestic guinea pig), 2127 nucleotides. It is a transcript of the gene Elovl3, whose product is annotated as ELOVL fatty acid elongase 3. The coding region runs from base 534 to 1349 and encodes 271 amino acids. NCBI's taxonomy places the organism in Eukaryota, Metazoa, Chordata, Mammalia, Rodentia, Caviidae. The record is from RefSeq and is a predicted model, not a curated record. The transcript is spliced from 5 exons. Gene Ontology annotation, molecular function: fatty acid elongase activity. Gene Ontology annotation, cellular component: endoplasmic reticulum membrane; endoplasmic reticulum. Gene Ontology annotation, biological process: fatty acid elongation, saturated fatty acid; fatty acid elongation, polyunsaturated fatty acid; fatty acid elongation, monounsaturated fatty acid.